AUGGCACCUGUCACUCAGCUUGUGGUUUCAGGUCUUUUGGCCGCCAUAUUGGCUAAUGGUCAAUCUUUUGAUGGGGCUGGUCGAAGCGAAGAUGCUUUUAAUUAUGUACAGCCCAAGAACACAACUAUCCUGGGCCCUUAUGGACACUCGCCUGCUGUAUUUCCCUCGCCAAAUGCCACCGGAUCAGGUGAUUGGAAAAAGGCCCACGCUAGAGCCCAAGAAUUCGUGGCGAAGCUGACCGUAGACGAGAAAGCCGACAUGGUUACCGGCCAGCCGGGGCCGUGUGUGGGAAAUAUCGUCGCAAUUCCGCGACUCGACUUCCCAGGCCUUUGCUUGCAAGAUGGUCCCCUGUCAAUUCGAGUCGCUGACUAUGUUAGCGUCUUUGCUGCCGGUGUCACCGUAGCAUCAACAUGGGACAGAUCUCUCCUCUAUGAACGAGGAUAUGCUAUGGGAAAAGAAUUCAAAGCCAAAGGCGCUCACAUUGCACUCAGCCCUGUUGCCGGUCCACUCGGCCGCUCUGCCUACGCAGGCCGAAACUGGGAAGGCUUUGCUGCGGAUCCUUAUCUGACCGGCGUUGCUAUGGAGGAGACCAUCCGCGGCCAUCAAGACGCUGGCGUGCAGGCUACUGCUAAGCACUUUAUUGGAAAUGAGCAAGAAACUCAGCGUAACCCUAGUUACGACACCAAUGGAACUGUCACGGAUGUUAUCCAAGAAGCACUUUCCUCCAACAUUGAUGACCGCACUAUGCACGAGUUGUAUCUUUGGCCUUUUGCCAAUGCUGUUCGCGCUCAAGCUGCCAGCUUCAUGUGCUCAUACCAACGUCUGAAUGGUUCUUAUGCUUGUGAGAAUUCCAAGGCGCUAAACGGCCUGUUGAAGGAAGAGCUUGGUUUCCAGGGAUACGUCAUGUCCGACUGGGGUGGCACUCACUCUGGUGUCGCAUCGAUCGAGGGCGGUCUCGACAUGAAUAUGCCCGGUGGUCUUGGGCCCUAUGGCCAGGUCCCCGAAGCUGGCUCUUUCUUCGGCAAGAACGUGACGUAUGCUGUCAAUAAUGGGACUGUGGAUGAAUCUCGUGUCGAUGACAUGAUCGUCCGUAUCAUGACUCCUUACUACUGGCUAGGUCAGGAUAAGAACUACCCUAAAAUCGAUCCUUCAUCCGCUGAUCUGAAUACGUUCUCGCCUCGGUCAACUUGGCUCCGGGAGUUUAACCUCACUGGGGAGCGAAGCCGUGAUGUCCGCGGAAACCACGCUAAGCUGAUCCGCAAGCUUGCAGCCGAGGCUACUGUCUUGUUGAAGAAUGAGAAGCAGGCCCUUCCAUUGAAGGCUCCUAAAAACAUCGCCAUCUUUGGCAACGAUGCAGGCGAGAACACUAUGGGUGCUGUCAAUCAAGCAACCUUUGAAUUUGGCAACCUCGCGUCCGGUGGCGGCUCGGGUACCGGCCGAUUUACCUAUCUCGUCUCCCCACUCGAGGCCAUCAAGACCCGUGCUCAGAAGGACAAGACUCUCGUACAAUACUUUUUGAACAACACCCAGAUUGCGACCAGUAGCGUCACUGACCUUUGGGUCCCUACAGUUCCCGAUGUGUGUCUUGUCUUCCUCAAGACCUGGGCUGAAGAAGGAGCCGAUCGCGAGAACCUGAAAUUCGACUACAACGGCAACGAAGUUGUCGCUUCCGUCGCCAGGUCAUGCAACAAUACAGUCGUGAUUACUCAUUCCUCCGGAAUCAACAUUCUCCCCUUCGCUAACCACCCCAACGUCACUGCUAUUCUCGCCGCACAUUACCCUGGCCAGGAAGCCGGUAACUCCAUCGUGGACGUACUUUAUGGUGACAUUAAUCCUUCCGGCCAUCUUCCUUACACAAUUGCUAAGAACACUACCGAUUACAACGCCCCACCCACCACCGAAGUGUCCACCAAGGGCCCGGACGACUGGCAGUCUUGGUUCGAUGAGAAGCUCGAGAUUGACUACCGCUAUUUUGAUGCUCAGAACAUCUCCGUGCAAUAUGAAUUUGGUUUCGGUCUCUCAUACACAACCUUCAGUCUCUCGAAUCUCACUGCUAAGCACGUGGCUGACUCCAUCUCCUCUAUUCCCAAAGACCAGCCCGUCCAGCCCGGUGGAAACCCAGCUCUUUGGGAAACUAUCUUCAAUGUCACCGUCUCGGUGAGCAACUCUGGUGACACCGAGGGUGCAGCUGUUCCCCAGCUGUAUGUCACAUUCCCGGAUAGUACACCCGACGGAACGCCGCCUAAGCAGCUGCGCGGGUUUGAGAAGGUACAUUUGGGUCCUGGCGAGUCUCGUCUUGUUGGAUUUGAGUUGAUGCGCAGGGAUUUGAGUUAUUGGGAUAUUGUUUCUCAGAAGUGGCUCAUUCCUGAGGGUGAAUUUACUCUUCGGGUUGGACUCAGCAGUAGGGACCUGAAGGAGGUCGCUAAGGUUACUCCUGUUCGUGCUUAA
This is a messenger RNA of Penicillium coprophilum, 2448 nucleotides long. RefSeq names its product beta-glucosidase. The record is from RefSeq and is a predicted model, not a curated record. The coding region runs from base 1 to 2448 and encodes 815 amino acids. Gene Ontology annotation, biological process: glucan catabolic process. The transcript is spliced from 2 exons. Lineage: Eukaryota; Fungi; Ascomycota; Eurotiomycetes; Eurotiales; Aspergillaceae. Gene Ontology annotation, molecular function: beta-glucosidase activity.